UUCAUUUCUCUGCCAAAACCAAAGCUCUAUAUUAUAACCCUUUCCUGCGAACUGAUCACCGAUCGAUUCCACUCUAAAGACAAUUUUCCUCUGUCAUGCCAAUAGAUCUCAUUUUCUUGUUCCAACAUUGAACAUUAUAAAGGAAAUCUAAAGCUAGAAAGAGAAGCGUUCACUUAACUAAAAUCAAAGCACCCUCCAUACUCCUCACUCUUCCUUUUUAUCUUGUUUGAACUUCGAAGGCAUCUCCCCUGCUUUUAGCAUUAGAAGUGAUAUGAGCGACAGCAGGUGUUGAUUACAGCUGGAUUCACGAGCUCUGCCUUCCUUUGUCUAUUCUUUCUAUAUUCUAUAUUUUUUUUUGGGUAGAAUUCUAUAUUCUAUAUUGUAUACCAUCGCCGUUCCUUGACCAAAGUCACACCUCGCGUGGUUAAAAACUCUGCAAUCUCUGCGACUCUCCCCCAAACACUCAGAAGGCUCUGACUCUUUUUUUCGCAGAAGCAGCUAAAGGGAAACUAGAAACGUGUGGGAUGGAAUCAAUCAAAGAAGAGCAAUCACUCGGCUAAAAUCAAAGCAGAAUAUAUCCAAGACCCUUCUCUGCAUUCUGCCUCCUCAACCAUCCAAACUCAUCACUCCAUUUUUUUUUAUCUUGUUCGAACUUGGAAGGCAUCUCCUCAGCUUUUAGCAUUGAAAUUAAGAAUAUUGCUUCUCUCGUUCAAAUCGAACUAUGGAAGUUGCAACCCUUGCUGGAGGUGCUCUUUUGUCAGCAACCUUCGAUUUAUUGCUCUCGAAGUUGAGUUCUUCUGUAAGUGAAUGGCUGAAUUUGCCAGAGAAAGUUCGUGCCGAGAUGCAGAAUUGGAAGAUUCUUUUGCCAAAAUUCGGUGUUCUACUUGAAGAUGCUGAAGAGAAGCAAGGAAGAGCCCGCUUUGUGAAGUUAUGGCUUGCUGAUCUCGAGGAUUUGUUUUAUGAUAUGGAGGACAUACUUGAAGAGGUCGAGAUUGAUGCCAAGAGGUUUGAGCGGUCUGCAGAAGUCCAAGCCAGCACCAGUAAGCGACGGAAACUGACAUGUCCCACAGAGAUGGUAUCUAGGGUGGAGGAAAUAACUGCUAGAUUGCGACGUUUUGAAGCAAACAUAAGUUCAUUGCACCUGGUCAGUUCGGCUAUAAGAACUGGAGAUAGGUUCCACAGAGUUACUGCAGAAAGAUUACCCACUACUCCUUUGCUUGAGCAACAUGUCUAUGGUCGAGAAAAUGAUAAAGAGGCUAUUCUCCAGAUUUUGCUCAGUGAUGAAGGCAACCAUGAGCCAUACUCUGUUAUUCCCAUUGUUGGAAUGGGAGGAAUUGGAAAAACCACUCUUGCUCGGCUCAUUUACAAUGACGACAAAUUGAGGGGUAGGUUUGGAUUGAAGGCAUGGGUUUGUGUUUCUGAGGAUUUUGAUGUUUAUCGGAUCACAAGAGCCAUCUUAGAGCAUGUAACCAGAGAAAAUUGCGAUUUAAAAGAGCUGACUCUACUCCAAGAGAGUUUGCAAGAUAAGCUCUCAGGUCAAAAGUUUUUACUUGUGCUAGAUGAUAUUUGGAAUGAAAACUAUAUACUAUGGGAGAACUUACAAAGACCUUUCCUGAGAGGAGCACCUGGAAGUAAAAUAAUCAUCACAACUCGAAUCGAGAAUAUUGGGAAGAUGAUAAGAGGAAAUGACAGAGUUCAUCAUUUGUCGUUGCUAGAGGAUGGUGCUUGUUUGUCACUAUUUGCUCGACAUGCAUUGGGAGCAGAAAACUUUGAUGGAUAUCCAGAUCUUAAAAGAGUAGGGGAGAAAAUUGUUGAAAAAUGCAAAAGAUUGCCAUUGGCUAUACAAUCCCUUAGUGGCCUCUUGCGUGGUAAGGCAGAUCUUGCUGAGUGGGAAAACAUAUUGAACAGUGAGAUAUGGGAUCUACCAGAUGGUAAUGGUAGCAUUCUUCCUGCUCUGAAAUUGAGCUAUAAUCACCUUCCUUCCCAUUUGAAGAGAUGCUUUGCCUAUUGUUCUAUGUUUCCUAAAGAUUAUGAAUUUGAUGAAGGUGAGUUGGUUUUAUUAUGGAUGGCAGAAGGAUUCUUGCAACAACAACCACAGACAAUAAAGAAAAUGAAAGACCUUGGUCAUCAGUCCUUUCGUGAGCUAUUGUCGAGGGCUUUUUUUCAACGGUCCAAUAGGAAUGAGUCAUUGUUUGUGAUGCAUGACUUGAUGGUUGAUUUAGCCUUGCAGGUUGCUGGAGAUAUAUGCUACACCCUUGAAUCAGAUGGAGAUAUAUCAGAUAUGAGGUUUCAAAGAGUCCGUCAUUUGUCAUUAUUUCCUUCUCACUAUGAAGUGUCAAAAAGAUUUGAAUUCUUGAAGGAAAAGAAGAAUUUACGUACAGUCUGGCGGCUGAGGGAUUUUCGCGACUCGUAUUACUUAUCAAACACACUCUUGCAAGAUUUGAUGAAAGAUCUAAAAUGUUUAAGGGUGUUGUCUCUUCAGAAUUGUAAGAUAACGAAGCUCUCUGAUCAGAUUGGAGACUUGAAGCAUCUUCGAUUCAUUAAUUUGUCUAAUACAGAGAUUGAAAGUCUUCCUGAGUCAGUGAGUUAUCUUCUUUACUUACAAACAUUGUUGUUAAGGGAUUGCUACAGGCUUUCCAAUUUGCCUACUAGUAUUGGAAAUCUACUUGAUCUCCAACAUCUUGAUUUAGUUGAGACAAAGUCUUUAAAAGAGUUUCCAUCAGAAAUCAACAAACUGACAAGACUUGUAACAUUGUCAAAAUUUAUUGUUGGAGAUGCUCGAGGACCAAGAGUGAAAGAUUUGAAGAACUUGUCAGGUCUUCAAGGCCAGCUUUCCAUUUUGGAUUUACAAAAUGUCGUGGCUGCAAAUGAAGCAAAGGAGGUGAAUUUGUUUCAGAUUGAGGGAUUAGAUGAUUUAUCCUUAGAAUGGUCUUCUAAUUUCCUUAACAACCGAAAUGAAAGAUCUGAAUUGCAAGUUCUCAGCUGGUUAGAGCCUUAUCAUGGUUUGAAAAGAUUGACAAUCAAUUGUUUUGGUGGGUUGGAAUUCCCACCUUGGAUAGGCAAUCCAUCAUUUUCCAACUUGGAGUUCUUGAAGCUCAACAAUUGUCAAAAAAGCACUUCAUUACCAUCACUCCAGCGAUUACCACGACUCAAAGAAUUGAUCAUUAAAGGCAUACAUGCAAUAGAAACUAUGAUGCUUGACAAGGACAAUUCUUCUUCAGCUUCGGCUUUUCCAUCAUUGGAGAGUUUGAAAUUGCAAGAUUGCCCCAUACUGAAAGGAAAAUUUCCAAAAUGCAUUCCUGUCCUUAAAAAGCUAGAGAUUGCCGAAUGCCCAGAGUUAAUAUAUUCACCAAUAAGUCUUCCAUCACUUGAAGAGUUGUGUGUUGAAGGAUGUAGUGAGGCCAUCUUGAGGAGUAUAGUUGACCUCAACUCACUCAAAACAUUGAGAAUCAGCAGAAUUUGUAAGUUGAUUUGGUUGCCCAAGAGUUUUGUAGAGUCCUUGAUAGCACUCAAGAAUAUGAUGAUUACAAGUUGCGAUGAACUCACUUGUUUGUGGGAGGAAGGAGCCAAUAUGGUAAACCUCCCAUGCCUUAAGAGAAUGGAGAUCGGCUGGUGCCCUCUGCUUGCAUCCCUAACAAGGAAAGAACAAGGUUUUCUCCCCAAUAGUGUUCAAACUUUGGACAUACAUGAUUGUGGGGCACUGGAGUCCUUGCCUAGUGAGAUGAUGAUGGAGCGACUUAAAGAAUUAUAUAUAAGUGGAUGUCCUGCUCUUAGAAUGUUUCUAAGAGGCAAGUUACCCAUCAUGCUUAAAAUCCUCAGAAUUAAAGAAUGUGAAAAGUUAGAAUCUUUACCAGAAGGAAUAUUGAUGAAUAAUGGUGAUGCAUGUCAAGUGUCCCAUCUUGAAGAGUUAAGCAUUGAGAGGUGUCCUUGUCUGAAAUUUUUUCCAACUGGCCACCUACCCAAUUCUUUUAAACGCCUUUAUGUCCGUGAUUGCAAGCAAUUGGAAUUUAUCCCUCAGAGAAUGCUGCAGUAUUAUAGGGAACUUGAAGAGAUUCAACUUUAUGGUAAUUGUCCCGAAUAUAGGGUGCCAGACUAUGGGAGACGUUAUACCCACAAUUGUUCAGGGAUAGAUAAGUUAGAUGGUUUAGAUGGUUUGGAGUCACUUUGCCCGUUUAUCCCCAAUCUUAAAAGGUUAACCAUAAGGAGUUUCAAGAAUCUCAAGUGCUUACCUAAUAAGCUGCAGCACCUCAACUCUCUCGAUGAUUUAUGUAUAAGCAAUUGUCCAGGAAUUGAGUCCAUACCAGACGGUGGUUUGCCUUCGAACCUAUUAGCUCUUGAAAUUUUUAAUUGCCCAGGGAUUGAGUCCAUUCCAGACUUUGGUUUUCCUCCAAACCUUAGAGAUCUUCGUAUAUUUGAUUGCGAAAAUCUCAAGUCCUUACCUGAUAAGCUGCUGGACCUCAACUCUCUUGAUGAAUUACGUAUAGUCAAUUGUCCAAGAAUUGAGUCCAUAUCAGAUAGUGGUUUGCCUCCGAACCUAACUUCUCUUGGAAUUUUCAAUUGCCCAAGAAUUAAGUCCAUUUCAGAAUCUGGUUUGCCUCCAAACCUAACAUCUCUUCAAAUUCACAAUUGCCCAGGAAUUGAGUCCAUUUCAGACUCUGGUUUUCCUCCGAACCUAGAAUUUCUUCAAAUUCACCAUUGCCCAGGGAUUGAGUCCAUUCCAUACUGUGGUUCUGCCCCAAACCUUGGAAAACUGAUAAUUGGUUGCGAGAAUCUGAAGAAGCCGAUGCAAGAAUGGGGCCUCAGCAGCAUCACUUCACUUCUAACUUUUCAGAUUCGUUGGAUAUGUCCUCCAGAUAAUGUGCUUCCCACUUCUCUAACCAGUCUUGAGGUGUGUAAUGUUGAAAAUAUGAAAUCCAUAUCUAGAGGGCUCCUCCAAAACCUCAACUCUCUUCAACGUUUAACAAUUAUGGAAUGGCCAAAGCUGCAGACACUGCCAAAGGAAGCCCUGCCUGCCUCCCUUCAAGUGUUAACUUUUUGGAACUGCAACAACUUCCAGUCCUUGCCAAAUAAAGUCUUGCCUCCCUCGCUUCAACGUUUAUCCAUUAGGUUUUGCGCCAACUUCCAGUCCUUGCCGAAGGAAGGCCUGCCUCCCUCGCUUAAACGACUCGAAAUUACAUACUGCCCGCUGCUGCAACGACGAUGCAUGGAGGAGAAAGGACAAGAUUGGCCCCUCAUUGCUCACAUCCCCAACGUUGAUGUUUUGCCUAGAGAACAAGAAGGAAAUCUGCAAUAUUUCUGAAGUUUAACAUUAAUGUCAAUGGAAAAGAAGAAGUUGGUUUUCUGGAGAUUAGAAAGUUGUCAUCCAUGCAUUUUGGGAAGACUCAUUGACUGCUCAACAUAUAAAUUGCUGCUGAAAUGGUGGGAAUGGCAAUAGCCCUUGAAAUGGCUUCUUCACUGUGCUUGGCCUACCGCUGCUAACCUUGCAUAGUCCUUAAAGCUACAAAACAAGCUCCUUCACUAAUAACAUUCCACAGUUUUACUCCUCUUCAUCAUCAUAGCCAAGUAGCCAACAAUGAUAUAUGCUUCUGCUUAUGCUUUUGCCACCAUUGAUGCUAAUAAGAAGCUUAGGAGCACUGAUCUGGUGGCUCUUGAGUAUGCUGAUCUUAACCUUAAAAAUUUUCUGGGUACGUUCUUACAAAUCAUAUAGUUCCUUCUUAUUACUGUGACAGUUUCUUAUCCCAUGCAAUUUGGCAUGGUAUUUGUUUUGUUUAUACCUUCAUAUGAAUGAAAAGAAGGCAGACGAAUUUUUUCUCUUUUUUUCCAUACUGAAGUUAUGGUUUUUGUUUUAAUAUAACACAAGGAAUUAGGUCAUGUAAGAAUCAGGCCACAUCUUCAAUCUUUUGCUCUAACUUUUAAUUCCUCAUAUGAUCAUUUCUUUGAUUGAAUAAAAAUGUUUUAAUUAUGGUUUUGCUGUUGCUGUUAUCACAAUUAGAAUAAGAUAUGAUAUUGUCA
Messenger RNA from Rubroshorea leprosula, 6012 nucleotides. NCBI's taxonomy places the organism in Eukaryota, Viridiplantae, Streptophyta, Magnoliopsida, Malvales, Dipterocarpaceae. The record is from the annotation of a GenBank genome assembly.